UUGGCAUGUGUGACGUCACAGACAACGGGCUGGCGCUCAGCAGGCCUGCAUCAGUUUCGAAGGUGACGUGUGAUUCGCCGGCCGGCCAACCCACUGGAAGUUCUGCACUGCUGACCCACAGUCCGAGCCAGCCGGUCACUCACUUCGGUCCGCUAUCACUACUUCAGAGAGCCAGCCUCUGACGGCGCCAUGAUGGCGCCGAUCGCAUUCCGUCGGCGUCUGCUGCUGACCUUCUGCUGCUCGCUGCUGAUGCUGCUGCUGGUGGCCCAGCAGGUCGUGCACCAGGCUUCUCAGAUGGAGCUCCCAGCCGGCUGCUGGGGCGUUCCGGAGCCGCGCCCGGGCGCCGCCGUACUGCCGCAGUACGGCCGGUACCAGUACCUGCUGAACAGUCCCGUGUGUGGUGGCGGGGAGCAGGUGCGGGCCGUGAUCGUGGUCCACUCGGACCCGCGCCGCCCGGAGGUGCGCCAGGCCAUCAGGGACUCGCUGCCGGCAGCCGAGCUGGCCCAACUCGGUCUGAGACGUGCCUUUAUGCUGGCUGAGGCGUCCACCAGGCUGAGUGUGAAUGAGACCACCAUAUCGCGAUUCGCGAUGGCGGCAGAGAGCGCUCUUUAUCACGACAUAGUGCAGGGAGACUUCCACGACUCCUACCACAACCUCACCUACAAGCACAUCAUGGCAUUGGACUGGGCCACCACCUUCUGUCCACAGGCCAGACAUAUAAUCAAGAUGGACGAUGACAUCGCUUACAAUGUGUACGAGGUACUGCACUUGCUGGAGAAGAGCCCUGAUACGGGAUACCUGGGUGGUAAUGCCUUCCGAAAGGCCAAGCCUUACCGUGGUGAUUCUAAAUGGCAUGUCAGCUUGGAAGAGUGGCCAAAGGAGUAUUACCCACCGUAUGUAUCAGGGUGGCUGUAUAUCGCCAGUCAGGACAUGGCAAGUGCGAUGGUUAGAAGGUCCACCGAGCUGCCGUUUUUCUGGAUAGACGAUCUAUUCAUCACCGGAAUGAUAACAGAAAGGAUGGCAAUUAACAUUACAGGAUUUAACAAUCUUUUCGCUACGUCGGCUGACUGCGUCCGUCACACGGUCAACCAGAACUACCCCCGGCUCGGACAACCCAACGGCACCGUCUUCAGUCCCAGCGUGGUGGUCACGCCCACUGACCGCGACCUGGACGCGCUGAAGGCCUUCAACAAGCUCUGUCGCUACUGCAGGAGCCGGCCGUGCCAGAAGAGAGAGCGAGGGAAAGUGUGUGCGAAUACUUACUGAGGUGGCUGCAUGUAAUGUGUGUAGUUUGUGUCCUAUGUCAUACGUAUGUAGUUUGUGUCAUAUGUCAUAGUAUGUAGUUUGUGUCGUAUGUCAUAGUAUGUAGUUUGUGUCAUAUGUUUUAUCACAUGAUUUGAGAUCGAGAGUGUCCGUCCGUCCGCGCCUACUCUCUUUUUUUUGAACGCCUUCUCCUCUACGCCUACUUUUACCUUACAAUUUAAUACAUGAAAUAAACAGUGACACUCACUGCGACAAAAGACUUGCGCAUUGUGGUGUGACCCGCGUGGCCAAGCCGGGGCGGCGUCCUAUCAUGAAACCGCCCUGGCCGAGGGGUGAGCUGUGGUAUACCUCCUCAGCAACGGAGAGCUGCUCCGUACCUGCAUCUUUGAAGGCAUGUCAUACAUGAUUUUUAACCCUAUUGUAUUGGUGGCAGGGGGUUUUCAUCCGACCCUCAGGUUUUUCGGCAAUAUCUUCGCAACGGCUGGAGCUAGGAUGCUGUUUUUUUUUUACUUUUUAAGAAAUACACUGAACACCACUGAAAGUUUCAAGUUGGUACCUUUCUCAGGGGCGGUUCCAGGGCAUCGGGAAUUGAGAGGUCCUAUUCGUGAAGUAGAUCAUU
Molecule: messenger RNA, 1882 nt
Organism: Amphibalanus amphitrite
Lineage: Eukaryota; Metazoa; Arthropoda; Thecostraca; Balanomorpha; Balanidae
Product: beta-1,3-galactosyltransferase 5-like
Exons: 6
Coding region: 190-1266 (358 amino acids)
Cellular component (GO): membrane
Molecular function (GO): hexosyltransferase activity
Source: RefSeq, a predicted model, not a curated record